Brassica rapa (field mustard) is the source of this 1395-nucleotide messenger RNA. Its product is annotated as PLASMODESMATA CALLOSE-BINDING PROTEIN 1-like. The record is from RefSeq and is a predicted model, not a curated record. Lineage: Eukaryota; Viridiplantae; Streptophyta; Magnoliopsida; Brassicales; Brassicaceae.
GGACACUAUCAAGCUUUUGAUUUUUACAUUAAUUCCAUCCACAACUAUAUUAUCUGAUGGCUCAGCAGCGCCGUGCAAGUUGUUGUUCAAUGGAUUACGGAGUGUUGCAGACUGUAAUAAACAAAAGAAAAUCACUUCUGACCCCAUUAUGAACAUAGCAUUUUAUUAUUAUCGACAUUUGUGUGGAACACCACAGCCUGCAACACAAAGAUUUGGCUUAUUUCAAUAAGUAAUAAACUAGUUGUUGUUGUUUUUAUUUAAUUUAUCUACCAACCUGUACUCUAAUAAUACAACAAUGUCUUUUUUAAUUUAAAUCUCAAGAUAUACGUAACUCUACAUGAGCUGAGUUCUUAAAUGAUGUAAAACAGCACUCAAAAGGGUUUUGAGAGAGAGACAAAAGAGGACACACAACAAGUAGCCACUCUCUCAUCUCACCCAUCUCUUUACACACAUCAAGUAGCCACACUCUCUCUACUUCUCGCUGUUUUCUCCACUUUCUCUUCUCCUUCUUUCUCUACAGAUCUCUUUCUCUAUCUUCACUACUUUUCUUUCUAGAGGACAACUGUGACAUUUUGUCUGAACGCAUCUAUGGCUGCUCUGGUUCUUUCACUUCUCCUUCUAGCCAUGGCUGGCCAUUCUAGUGCCUCAUGGUGUGUGUGUAAAACAGGGCUGAGUGAUACAGUGCUACAGAGCACACUAGACUAUGCCUGUGGCAAUGGAGCAGACUGUAACCCCACUCACCCAAAAGCACCUUGCUUUGACCCUGACAAUGUUAGGUCUCACUGCAACUAUGCAGUCAAUAGCUUCUUCCAAAAGAAGCACCAAGCUCCAGGCACUUGUGAUUUUAGUGGCACUGCCACUCCAACUAACUCUGAUCCAAGUUACUCAGGAUGCACCUUCCCUACUAGUGCCAGUGGCUCCGGUGGCAGCACCACUGUGACACCAGGCACAACCAAUCCAAAAGGCGGCAGCACCACACUUCCUGGUGGCAAUGGCAACAGUCCUUUUUCAGGAACCUCCUCAACCAAUGGAGUUUUUGGAAACAAUAGCACUGGGAUUAACCCGGACUACACGACAGAGAGCAGCGCGUUUGCUCUCAGGAACUCAAGCACAUUUCUCACCUACCUUCUCUUGAUCGCUUUGAGUGGAUUCUGUUCUUUCAUGAUGCUCUAAGAAUGUUAACUUUCUCUGGUUUUGUUGGUGAACUUAUUGUCUCAAAGGACAUUGAGUCUAGCUUAGUGGUAAUCGCUGUCUGGCUGUUUUGAGUCUCUCUAGCUAUGUUAUGUUCUUGUUGUAAGAAGAUUUCAGCUCAUGCUUUCACUCUUACUCUCUCAAACUGUUUCUGGUAGAUUUGAUCGUAGUGAAGAAAUUUAUAUAUAAAAUGAUCUUAUCUCA